AGUAAAAGCGGAUCUCCAACCCACCAUCCAAAUAAUAAAAAUAACAGCUGAAUUAAUUACUUCACUUCGUAACUUCCUCCGUUUUAGCAUCGUCGGAAAUAGAAAGAGGAAAAAGAGGAACGAGUGGAUCGAAUCCUGCCUCCAGGUUUGAGGGAGAGAUGGAUGCGGGAUUUCAGCCCUCGGACACCGACAUGGUGGAGGCAGGGCCGCCACCCCAGAAGGCGCCGGCAGCGGCAGCGGCAGCGCCACCUUCAACCGGGCUGGAGAGCCUUCAGGCGACGCUGAGCCACGGCGGGCGCUUCAUCCAGUACAAUAUCUUCGGGAACAUUUUCGAGGUGACGUCCAAAUACAAGCCCCCCAUCAUGCCCAUCGGAAAGGGCGCCUACGGGAUCGUCUGGUACUCUCCUCUCUGUUCGGAUUCCUCCGCUUUGAAUUCGGAGACAGGAGAGCAAGUCGCGAUCAAGAAGAUCGCCAACGCUUUCGAUAACAAGAUCGACGCAAAGAGGACGCUCCGUGAGAUAAAGCUUCUUCGGCACAUGGAUCAUGAAAAUGUUAUUGCUAUCAGAGAUAUAAUACCACCUGCUGUGUGGGAUAUGUACAAUGAUGUCUACAUUGCAUAUGAAUUAAUGGAUACUGAUCUCCAUCAAAUUAUUCGCUCAAAUCAAGCUUUGUCUGAGGAGCAUUGUCAGUAUUUCCUUUAUCAGCUCCUUCGUGGAUUAAAAUAUAUACAUUCAGCGAAUGUUCUUCACAGAGACUUAAAACCAAGCAACCUCCUCUUAAAUGCUAAUUGCGAUUUAAAGAUUUGUGACUUUGGACUUGCUCGUACUACCUCAGAAACUGAUUUCAUGACAGAGUAUGUUGUAACAAGAUGGUAUCGGGCACCAGAGCUGUUAUUGAAUUCUUCGGAGUAUACUGCAGCAAUUGAUGUGUGGUCUGUUGGCUGCAUUUUUAUGGAACUGAUGGACCGGAAACCUUUAUUUCCAGGAAGGGACCAUGUGCACCAGCUACGUUUGCUAAUGGAGCUUAUAGGCACUCCAGAUGAGGCUGAUUUGGAUUUUGUGAAUGAAAAUGCAAGAAGAUAUAUUCGCCAACUUCCUCGUCAUGCACGACAAUCUUUCCCUGGAAGGUUUCCCCACGUCCACCCUUUAGCUAUUGAUCUUAUUGAAAAGAUGUUAACAUUUGAUCCUAGACAGAGAAUAACUGUUGAAGAUGCACUUGCACAUCCCUAUUUGGCAUCUUUACAUGACAUUAGUGACGAACCGGUCUGCAUGAUGCCCUUCAGCUUUGAUUUUGAGCAGCAUGCUCUCUCAGAAGAACAAAUGAAAGAGCUAAUCUACCAGGAAGCUGUCGCAUUCAACCCCGAGUACCAACAAUAAGAGUUUCCACUAUGCUUUUUGUGGAACCUUUGAUCAGUGCAAUUCAUGUGGUUUUUGCAUGCAAAUGUUACUGAUUCCUCCAUGUAUAUAUGCUUCACCUGAGAGAUUUUGUUCUUUUUGGGUAGCUGUUAUCGGAAAGGCGGGGACGUGGAGUAUGGAUAUUUAAGGGCAAUUGUGUGGAUGCUGGUGCGUCUGUAUUAUACUUAUUUUUGGUUAUUUAAAUCUGACUUCUUUUAA
Messenger RNA from Elaeis guineensis (African oil palm), 1613 nucleotides. The record is from RefSeq and is a predicted model, not a curated record. Lineage: Eukaryota; Viridiplantae; Streptophyta; Magnoliopsida; Arecales; Arecaceae.